Messenger RNA from Daldinia caldariorum, 2368 nucleotides. RefSeq names its product heterokaryon incompatibility protein-domain-containing protein. The transcript has a single exon. Bases 468 to 2171 code for a protein of 567 amino acids. The record is from RefSeq and is a predicted model, not a curated record. Lineage: Eukaryota; Fungi; Ascomycota; Sordariomycetes; Xylariales; Hypoxylaceae.
AUCUUUCCCCCCAGAUACCAGGUAGGUAAUUAUCUUAGAAAUUUCACUAUCAACCCCCCUCGUCGAGAUGAAACUCGAAAGAAAAUAUCUUAAAUACACAGAAAGAAAAAAAAAUGCGGGAAGGGAGUGGAAUGACAGUUCAUAAGAUAUGUCUUAAAGUAAUCCCGUUCAAUAAACACCAAUUCCACGGCCAAUGAACAUAAAAUUCGGACUAUCCAAACUUCAUCACGUAUUGAUAAACAGGUACCUAUUCUUUAGUAACGAAGACGAAAAGCCACAUUAUGAUCCUACGCUGGUUUAUUGCAGCUGCGCAGGUGCUAUCCCGCGACACAACCUUGUACAGUAUCAGCCACCCUCCGUUACGAACGAAUUUAUAUAUAUUAAUAUAAUAUUAACAACCAAUGCCAUAUUUCAAUAAACUCAUUCCAUCCUAGAGCUAAGCGGAGCAACAGAUAAAGAAAAAAAAAAUGUGGUUGAUUAACACUACAACACUAGAGCUCGAAUUUGUUGCGAGCCCUACGGAGCGCGCCUAUGCCGUCUUAUCACACACGUGGGAGGAUGAAGAAGUGUCCUUCCAGCAAUUCUCAGAUACCACGCAACGCGCGUCGGUUGAAAAGCUACGGGGGUUCACUAAGAUCGUGAAAACGUGUCAAUUGGCGAAAGACGAACACAUGCUCAAGUACGCCUGGGUAGACACUUGUUGUAUUGACAAGACGAGCAGCGCCGAAUUGUCCGAGGCCAUUAAUUGCAUGUUUAGGUGGUAUCAACAGGCAGCAGUGUGUUUUGUCUGGCUUUGCGAUAUGGCCCUUGAGCCGAUCGACUUUUGGGAUACUUCACCUGGACCAUACAAAAGGGUCACCCCAGAUGUGCUGAGAGAAUGCAAGUGGACCACGAGGGGCUGGACGCUUCAAGAAUUACUAGCGCCGAGUGUCGUCAAAUUCUACGACAGGAAUUGGGAUUUCAUCGGUACCAAAGAUUCGUGGUUAUUAGACCCAAUAUCAGAAGUGACGGGAAUCGAGCCUGAGUUUUUAACUCGCAACUACUUAAUCUGGUCUGCCCCAGUCGGUACUCGGGUGCGCUGGGCUUCCGGAAGAAAGACUACGCGACCAGAGGAUAUAGCAUAUUGCCUUUUGGGUAUUUUUGACAUCAAUAUGCCCCUACUGUACGGCGAGGGGGAUAAGGCGUUUCUUCGACUUCAAGAGGAGAUCUGCAAGCAGACCCACGACUUGUCGUUAUUUGCAUGGACAGCACGGCCAGGAUAUGCUUCAUCUUCUUUGUUCGAUCGGUAUCGUGGCAUAUUCGCCCUUCAUCCAUGCGAAUUCUCAGAUACGCAGCCGUUACAGCGCGAGAGCGCUAGUAGUGUCUUUCGCGGCGAGGUUGCCAUCACCAACAAGGGUCUCCGUCUCGAUGAUGUCCAAUUAUAUAGGGCGCCUAAUGAUACAUUGAUCCUACCGCUUGGGUACGCCGGUCCAUGCUCCGAAGAUAAAUACCGGAAGGUAUCUUACGGCAUAUACAUCAGGCUGACGCUUGAUGGAUACAUUCGCAAAAACCCAGGCACCCUCGCUAUACUAUCGGGCGACCGUACCUCCGAUAUACCCACACACCGCAUCUAUAUUAGGAAGCAGUCAGUCGCACCAUGGGUAUGUAGCGAACUCAUACGAGAUAAAUACAUUGGCGUGCUGCUCUUCCGAUUUGAAGGGCAAUUUCCCUCUAGAAUGGUCAAGGUAAUACCACAAGAAUCGUUUGACUAUAGUCUAAACGCAUUUAUAACUGGGGGUGAAAAGUUCUUCGGCUACCUACGGCUGAGCGUGGGCGGCGUGGAAGUUGUGGUCGUCUGCUGGCUAAGAAUGCAUCCUUCAAAAUAUUCUACCACCACGUCGCCCGAUGUCAAGUACGGAUUUGCUGUCGAGGGGAAAGACGGUUGGGACAGAUUAAAAACUAUGCGCCUCGAAACAGAAAUAGCCAAUCAUGCAGGCCAGGAUGGCACUGUUCUAUCACUUCAGCCAAACGCCAACUUAAGCCACUCUGACGGUAGCAUUGUCACCUCCCUUGGCUCAUCGGACAUAAGUAUGGCCAUGCACACAUUCACGAGGGGCCAAAACAACCAUUUGAUGGUGACGUUUAUGAAAAAAAGGAAGAGGACUCUGUUCCGUUUACCCUACAUUAGGUAGGUAGGUACCUAGGCAUAUACUGCCCCAUCUGCCCCCAUCUACCCUACCUUUCCACCUUGGAAAUAUUAGUAGAGACGCGUGGCGCGUUUUGUAGCUGAAGCGAUUACCAAUACCGCUUUUUUUUUCUUUUAUUAUUAGAACAAAGAUGGCGCCAAAAAAGCAGACUUUGGGUCUAAGUAGGGGUUACGUCAGUUAUU